AUGGCGAGCGCUAUACCGCGCCCGCUCUCUGAGAUCUCGCCCACAGAAAAGAGGCGAAACUCACCAAGUUGGAACCAGGCCACUAAGAAAAUGGCCCUGAAUACCGACUCGUCGCCAUUCCAGAGCUCCCCGCUGGACGGGACCACUUCCCCCCGCCUUUUCUGGCAGAACCGCAAUGAAAACAACUUGUAUGACCGCGCAGGUUCAGGCUCACCAACUCGUCGUUCUUCCAUUGAGCGCCUGCAGAAGGCUUCACGUGUCAAGAACAGCAACAUCCUGGCUCUCGAACAGAAACAAGAAUAUGAUCCUACCCGGAUCCCCCAGAUCGAGCGACCGCUUGCUAAAGUCCAAGGCAACGCAUACGCCGGUACGGGGAUCAGCGGGUACCGUGAGAACAAGAGUCCUGGACACCAGAGGAGCGAGAGCAAGACAAACAUUCCCCUCUACAGUCCUUCAAAGUCAUCACUCACCGGCCCAAACCCGGUUCUGAAUCCCCCCUACACACCCAGCAAGGAGCAAUCUUCACCAACCAAGUCCUCGCUGGCGGCAAGCCGAUUCAAGAGCAGCUACGAUCAUGAGACUGGCACAUGGUCUGCUGACACAUCUUGCGACGAACGCGAACUCCCCAGUGGCAAGUCGCUUCAUCGCCAUGCGAAGAGCGUGACAUUUGACGCAGCUCCACCGCAAGUGAACGAGUACGAGAUGGCCACACCAGAUUUGUCGUCCAUUGGCACCAACUCUAGGGAAGGCAGCUAUGAGUCGACAGAAGACGACGAGGAUGAUGAUCGCUACGUACAUGGAGAUCAUCAUGGAGACCACGAGGAUAGCUUCGAUGCGUCCCUAGAGGAUACCGACAAGACGCCAGUCGUCGGACCUGAUGACUGGAGACAUGAUCGUCAAAACGACGACCCCUUUGAGGGCAGCCCGAUGCCCGAAAGUGCGCCUGGACAGGCCACACCCAGCAGGCCUCAGCACGGCCGCACGGAUUCGUCCAACUCCAUCAACCGGCCCUUGCCUCCGCUGCCGCCACCCAUGGGUGAGCACACACGAAGCAACUCUGCAUCAUCGCAGGGACUAUCCACGACCGCGGAACGGAUGCUUGGCUCGCAUAGGAACCUGCCUUCUCCUCCUCCUGCGUCUCCUUCCAGCAAAUUGGACAUUCAGAGUAUCGGUAAUGGAAAGAUGACUUUGGAAGAGCGACUCAAGUUAAUGAUGCUCUCUGACGGUGGUAAGACAGCCGCAGAGCAGCAGAGAGAGCGACGCAUGAGACGUGCGGGUGCCCGAGACCGCGCUGAGAGCCAGACUCCUGAGUUUGAGCCACACAACUCAAGCACUCAUGGUGAAGAGGAUGAUACCAUAGGUGAAAUUUCAGGGUUGGAAGAGUAUCAACUCCCGCCUCGGAUCUCUCGCGAGUCUAUCAUGCGCAGAGUUGAUGGCAACAAGCUUUUUGAGCGCGAAUCCGACUACAACUUCUCGUCGCCAGCUCCGAGCUCGAGCCCAGAGCGUCGUCUGCCGCUGGAUCCCGAUGUCCCUAUUCCAAGCACAGAAGACUCCAUCUUGGACGACGACCAGGGCAGCGUUGUAAGGCAUGAUGUUGAUGACAAGGAGGCCGAUGUCUACUCCAUCACCGACCUUUACCAGCGAUCAGAAGAUGGAUCGCAGGAGCCUGAGGAGCAUCCGGAAGACCUUGGCGAUAACUACUCAGAAAGCCAUUACUCUGAUCCAGACCGCCCGAGCAGCUCCAAAUCUGGGGAAACCGGAGAAGAAGCAAUCAUAACCCCACGCGCUGGGUCUCCGGCUCACGAGCAAUCUAUUGACACCGUUGCAAACGCAGAGGAUACUUUACCCCAAUUCUCCUCUGAUAAUAAAGAUCAGGAAUUCACAAGCGGCUUACAGUCCUUCAUGCUGGAGAAUCCCAGAGAAGCCGAAGCUCCCAAGAUGGCUGAUGCUCAUGCCUUCUUGCAACGGCCGUACACUCCGGAUCAGCCCAUGUCCAAACCUGAAUACGAUGGGUCUGGAUGGGGAGAGCCUGACGAGGAGUUUGACGAGCCUGGUACGCCGGAGUCUGUCAUUCAUCAUCCCAUGCUGGACGACUCACCACGCGAGUCUCCAGCUGUGCCCGAGCGGGAGGCUACUAUUAAAUCUGCUUCUGGCUCGAAGUUGAAGACACGACCUUCUGCCACACCUUCCGACCUUAUGGCAAUGCGAGAGGCUCGCCGUCAAGUGAGCCGGGAGAUUCCUGAUAUUCCGCCUAUUCCAGAACGUCACCGCAACCGCAUCUCGCGCGAUAUGGAUGCGGAGCACCUAACAAGUAGCACGGCCAGCGAUGACUUCCUUGAGAGGCAUCCCAGCUUCAAGAAUCGAAGCUUGACAUUGGAUCUUGACCUUGGUCUCAGUCUUGAUCAGGAUUUUGAGCGGGUUAUCGAGGCACAAAAGGUUGCUUUUCACGAUUCUACCCUUCUGUCCCAAUUUCUCGCCGCUACUCAAACACCAUCUAGACAAGUGUCCAGAGAGAAGAGCGCAACUCAAACAAAUCCAGAAGACUUCAAUACUAAUAUCACUUCCCGUAAACAGCGCGGUUACCUCAUGCGACAGAACACGAAACUUGUCGCAGCCAGUGACAAGGAUGGUGACGAUAUCCGUGGCGGCUCUCGGUCUGUAGGUAACUCUCCUGUCAAGCAAACCCGGCCCCAGUCCUGGACAGUCGAACCCUGGAACGGCCAAGUUAGGAAGAAGAGCAUCAGGAAGCGACAUGGACCAAAGGAAGAUAUGAACGUAGAGAUGGCUGGCGAAGAGAGCGGUGAGCGAGGAAGACUCUUCGUUAAGGUCAUGGGUGUCAAGGAUCUUGAUCUUCCUAUUCCCAAGAAUGAACGAACUUGGUUCAGCCUCACAUUGGACAAUGGUGUCCAUUGCGUCACCACUGCAUGGCUGGAGCUUGCUAGAAAUGCGCCCAUCGGCCAGGAGUUUGAAUUAGUUGUGCCAAACGAUUUGGAGUUCCAACUUACUCUGAACGUCAAACUUGAGCAGCCUGCUCCCCAGAGAGUCAUCCCGUCUCCCACUAAGAUGAGCAAGACAAAGACGUCAACCUUCAGCAGAGUAUUUGCGUCACCAAAGAAACGGAAGGAGAUGGAAUUGCGUCAGAAAGAGGAGGAGGAGCGUCUUGCAAGAGAGCAGCGUGAGGCUCAAGCAAGACAGAUCAAGGCACAUCCUACCUCGUGGGACCUCCUUUCUCCAUUGGCGGCUGAAGAUGGUAGUUUUGCCCGAGCAUACGUCUGCUUGAAAGAGCAUGAGACUAGAUGCUUUGGACGCCCCUAUCUCGUUGAUGUCGCUUGCUUCAACGAAUGGGCAACAGAAGAGGCAGGCUUCGCAUCCAGUGUCAAGAGUAAGAGAGGCAACACUGCUGUUGUCCGCAAAGCACCUUACAAGAUUGGCAAAUUGGAGCUGCAACUGCUGUUUGUUCCCCGACCCAAGGGCUCUACGGAUGAUGACAUGCCCAAGAGCAUGAACUCAUGCAUCAGAGAAAUGAAGUCCGCAGAGGAGCGACUUUCUCGCAACUGGGAAGGCCAUCUGAGCCAGCAGGGCGGUGAUUGUCCGUACUGGCGCCGUCGUUACUUCAAGCUCGUGGGAACUAAGCUCACGGCUUACCACGAGGCAACACGCCAGCCACGUGCCACUAUCAACCUUGCCAACGCCAAGCGGCUCAUUGAUGACCGCCGGUCGCUGACCGAGAAGGAGACGACUGGGAAGAAUGGUAAACGUCGUCGCUCGGCUUUCGCUGAGGAAGAAGAAGGCUACAUGUUUGUUGAAGAAGGGUUCCGCAUCCGUUUCAACAACGGUGAAGUCAUCGAUUUCUAUGCAGACACCGCCCAAGACAAGGACGGAUGGAUGAAGGUUCUCUCUGAGGUCAUUGGUCGCGAUAGCCUUGGCGCUGAUGACGAUGGUAUCGGAAGCUCACGAUCCAAGAGCAAAUGGUGUGAGCUUGUCCUUAAGCGGGAGGAUACACUUCGUCGUCGUGCUGAGGGGAGGCGAGUCCAUUCCCGAACGAAGAGCAUGUAUGUCUAA
Messenger RNA from Phaeoacremonium minimum UCRPA7, 4062 nucleotides. Its product is annotated as putative gtp binding protein. The coding region runs from base 1 to 4062 and encodes 1353 amino acids. The transcript has 5 exons. NCBI's taxonomy places the organism in Eukaryota, Fungi, Ascomycota, Sordariomycetes, Togniniales, Togniniaceae. The record is from RefSeq and is a predicted model, not a curated record. Gene Ontology annotation, molecular function: GTP binding.